ACGUCGCUUUGACGAUCUGAGCCGACUUUUGUCGAAGUGCGCCGCCGCCGGUGGAGCAGCUUCGCCCUCAUAAACAGGCUUCUCCCGAUGCAGUUUCCACCCGCUCUUUGUCCGCGGCCGACCGACUGACGACGCGUUUCCCUUUAAGAUGAUGUCGGACACGUUCAUGUUUUAUUUAAUUAUUUUAUGUAAUGUCGCCAGGCAGAAAGUUGGACUAAACAAUAACGCUAAAAAGCAGCGACGGUAGGAGAGGAGUGAAGCAUCCCCCCUCCGGCGGGCAUCAUCUCGGGUUCGGGUCUAACGAGUCCGGUGUCCUUGCUGGUGCACUUCCUCGGGACAGACAUGUCUUUUCAUGUGACAGACAAAGCAGACUGGCAUCGAGGCGCAGAGGAGAUUCGGUGAAUGCGGAGAAACUCCCCUCUCACGUUCACCCCCGCAAUGUUUUGGAUGCGUGGCGGCGCGCUGUAGGAUUUUGGCUCACGUUUAACGCCAUUUCAGCGGGAGCUCUCCCACGUCUCGUCCCCUCUGCCAUCGCGACAACCUCCACCUUCAGCCCCCUCCAGUGAUGACAUCCCCGGACUCUCCCCCACUGGUGUCCCCUUCCCCAUGCCCUGCUCCCCCUCCGUCCCUCCCCUCCUCCCCUGUGCCCUCGUCCCCGGCCCCUUCCUCGUCCUCCCUGCCCGCCCAGCCCUCGCUGCCUCCCACGGGGGAGGUGAUGGUGCUGGCUCUGGGCAGGAAGAAGCAGAGGGUGCUGAUCGCGCUCUCCAUCCUGCCGAACCUCUUCCUGGCCUUCCUGCUCUCCUCCGACCCCCUCAUCACCCUCUCCCCGCCCCACCACUGCCACCUGCCGGGGCCCGUGCCGUCGCCGGAGGUGCUGAACGCCUCCCUGCCCUGGGAGAAGGGGGAGCGGCCCGGGGACGGCGGGGGUUUGUCCCAGUGCAAGCAGUACGUCAACAGCAGCGCGGCAGCCGUGGUGGACUGCGAGGCCGGCUGGGACUACAACGUGACGGAAGGGCUGAGGAACAACAUCGUCACAGAGUGGGAUCUGGUGUGUGCUCAGUACUGGCUGGUCCCAGUGGAGGAGGUGUGUUUCAUCCUGGGCGUCCUGACUGGCUGUCUCGGCCUGGGCUACGCCGCAGACAGACUGGGCAGGUCCAAGGCGCUGCUGACCUCGCUGACCCUGUCGGUGGUGUUCGGGGUGCUGGUGUGCGUCUCUCCGUACCCCUCCAUCUUCAUCGUCAUGCGUUUCUGUUUGGCGGCCGCCAGCGCGGGCGUCUACCUCACUCUGUACAUCACUCGUCUGGAGCUGUGUGAGCCGUCUCUGAGGCUGCUGGGCGCCGUGCUGGCCGGGCUGAUGACCGUCGCCGGAGAGCUGCUGCUGCUGGCCGUGGCCCUGGGCUGCCAGUCCUGGAGGGGCCUGCUGGGAGCCGGAGCCGCCCCGCUGACCCUCUUCCUCAGUUACGGCAUUCCUGGGGUUUUUCCAGAGUCCCCUCGCUGGCUCCUUCUGUCGGAGAGAUCCUCAGACAUGAACUCCUUCAGCGAGAGAAGAAACUCCAACAGAGAUGUGAGGGACGACGAGAGCUUCACAGAGCUGGAUUCAGAGCCGGCCCCCUCCUCGAGCCCCCACCUGUCCUUCCCUGAGCUCGUCCACAGCAGGAACAUCUGGAAGAACAUGUGUGUGCUCGGCUUCACCUCGUUCAUCUCUCACGGCAUCAGUCACUGUUACAGCUCCUUCCGAGGUGACGUCAGAGGCACGGCCCCCAGCUUCUAUUGGACGUACCUGCUGUCUGUGUGCGCGGGGGGCGGGGCCUGGCUGUUGCUCUGGGCGACCGUAGACAGGUGCGGCCGCCGUGGCAUCCUGCUCCUCUCCAUGACGAUGACGGGCCUGGCCUCUUUGAUCCUCCUGGGACUCAUGGAGUAUCUCAGCGAGACGGCCAUCACAGUUUUCUCGGUGUUGGGUCUCUUCUCCUCGCAGGCCACCGCCUCCCUCUGCAUCUUCUUCACUGCAGAGAUCAUGCCCACCGUCAUCAGGGGCAGCGGCGUGGGCGCGGUGCUCGCUCUGGGCUGCGUGGGCCGCCUCAGCUCGCCGCUCAUGGACCUGAGGAACCACUACGGUUACUUCCUGCACCACGUGGUCUACUCCUCUCUGGCCCUGCUGGCCGUGCUGUCCAUCCUGCUGCUGCCCGAGAGCAAGAGGAAGCCGCUGCCGCAGACGCUGGCCGACGGGGAGCAGUACAGGCGCCCCCCGCUGGGCCGGAGGAGGAGGGACAAUGUGCCGCUGCUGGCCACGCCCAACCCGGAGACCUAAGAGACUCCUGAGAAGAGCGGGAUGGACUGCGCUCCACUCGUUCACUCUGCAGAACAUUUCCAUCCAUCACGUUCACGCAGCGGAGGACUUGAAGCUGAUCGGACUCACACAUCUCAGUCAUUCUGAACUUUUUUCCUCCGUGGUUCUGUGUUUCCUGCCAUUCAGAGGUCUUUCAUCUCUUCCACCACCGCCAUGUGAUUCACCAGCCCACGCUGCGGCACUACAGCGUGUCUGUCGUAGAGAUGCUUAACUACCGACACUCCAGACCAGACGUGACGUCAGAGAGCAGCCGCAAAUUAUUCCUAACAUUUGUCUUAGCCUGCAGAGAGCAGAGCUUUUUUCUUUCACUUGUCGUCGUCUGACACUCGGGGGGAAACUCCACCGCCGACUCGAUGAAGUGGUGGCUGUUAUACGUCUUGUAAAUACUUUAGACUUAGUUUCUUUAACUUCUUUGGGACGUCUGAGUUUUGUUAAAGCAGGCUGGAAACUGCAGUUGGCUAUGCAGCGGAGAAGCGGCGCAGAGCACUUUGAGACGGUGUGGUUGUUAAUCUGACACAAAUCUUCAAAUUUAAGGAACGGUUUUAUGAGAGUAGGUCAAAACUUACCAAUUCUGAUCAGAGACCAAACACACAACGGAAAGAGGCCUUCAAACUGUAAGUCCAGUUAGUGAAUCUGGCCUGGAGCCGGCGAUAUUUAUGUCUUAUUUAUGUUGUUGAAGCAUAUUCAGUGAGGGCCAAGUGUUUCUUCUAUUCUUAAAUUGGUUUGGCAUGGAAUAAACUUUCCACUUUGUGCUGUCUCUGAUGAAACAGCAGUGAAGCUGUUCGCUGUCCAACAUUCCUGCAUGUCUGGAAGCACUGAAGGGCUCUUCAUCUGUAUUUCCUCAGAAGCUUGUAGUUACUCAGUACCUCUGUGGAUGACCCGCCCCAGCUGUAAGAGAAGAAGACUAAACUAACGUAGAAGUUGUCUAAGCGGGAACAUAACGUUUGGUCAGGAUGUAAAGGAAGCAGGUCGUCUGUUAUUUUGCCUGAAUGUGUGUCACUGCUGGAAAAAAGGCCCAAUGAUUGUGCUCCACGAGGGCCCCAGAGCUCCAAAUGAACCCUCCGACUCCUCGAGUUAAAGGGGCAGUUCACCCCAAAAUCAAAACUACACAUUUUUCCUCUCACCUGUCGUGCUGUUUAUCCAUCUAGAUGGUUUUGGGUGUGAGCUGCAGAGUUUUGGAGAUACUCUGCCUUCUCUUGAAUGUUAUGGAAGUAGAUGACACUUCUCUUGUGGUGCUCAUAUUGGCAAAAAAAUCACAUCUGAAAAAGUCAACAGCAAUGUUUCUUUCCAGAAAUCAUGACCCGGUUAUUCAAAGUGAUCCACAGACCUUGUUGAGAGCAGUUUCACGUAGGAACUACUUUCUUUCCAUAUCACGACGAAGAAGGAAACGUGCACCUACUCCUGGGCGAGAGGCCUGCGCCGUAAACAUUAAUGCUGUCUUCCUCAGCUGAGCUGUAACGUUAGCUAGCUUAGUUAGCUUAGUUAGCUAGCCUCUCAGAUAAACAGCCCAACAGGUAAGAGGAGAAGUGUGUGGGUUUUUGGGUUAAUUUUGGGGUGAACUGUCCCUUUAAAGGUCCAGUGUGUUGGAUUUAGGAGCAGAACUGGAAUAUGAUAUUCAUAAUAAUCAUGUUUUUUCAAGUGUUUAAUCACCUGAAACUAAGAACCCUCGUGUUUCUGUUACCUUAUAUAAAUAUAUAAUUAUAAUUAUAUAAGUUUUUAUACAUACAGAGGGAACUGCUCCCCUGGCGGAGUCCGCCAUGUUUCCACAGCAGCCCAGAACUGACAGACCAGACCCUGACACCAGAGGGGGCCUUUCAGGUUCACCUGGUUGCAUUCUGCAGCCUCACCACUAGAGGCCACUAAAUCCUCCACUCUGGACCUUUAAAUCAUGACGGAGGACAACUGAAGCCUGUCGGAUUCAGUGCUUGAAAGCUGUGUGUAUGUUUGUGUGCUCGGGUAAUUGGAUGUGUGUCGGCCUGUCACGAUAACAGAUUUUGUUGGAAGUUAUUUUGUCCCAGAAAUAAUUGUAAUAAUAUAAUAACAAUAAUGAUAUUUUGGUCAAUUUAAGACCAUAUUGUAGCCACUGAUAUAAUAAGAGCUUAAUAACACAAGUACGCCCUUUCAAAGAGCAAUAAACUUUUAAUUGCUGAUAAAUUGUGAAAAUACCCUAACUAAAUAAAAUGAUGUGUUCUGACGUGAGCGAACACAGCAGGCUGCGAUGAGAUCGAGGUCAGGCACGCAUGUCGAUGAGAGGAUAACCUAAUCAUCCUGACAGGCCUGGAGUGUGUGAUACAGAGAGGAAGACGAGUUGUUUAGUUUGAGGUGUCUUUAACGAAGGAAGCUCACCUCCACUUGAUGGCUUUGGAAGUUUUUUUCCUCUGUAUGUCACACUUAUACACUGAUGAUUAUUAUCACUAUGAUUAACGUGACUCGAGUAGUAUUACGUCUGACAACACUGAUGAUCAGUCCAAUGACGAGUGUGAUGCAGUUAACUCUAUAGCCUGAUUUAAUGUAAAAUAAAGCUGGUUAAAGAAA
Scatophagus argus is the source of this 4882-nucleotide messenger RNA. RefSeq names its product solute carrier family 22 member 17 (gene slc22a17). Gene Ontology annotation, molecular function: transmembrane transporter activity. Bases 566 to 2308 code for a protein of 580 amino acids. Gene Ontology annotation, biological process: transmembrane transport. NCBI's taxonomy places the organism in Eukaryota, Metazoa, Chordata, Actinopteri, Scatophagidae. The record is from RefSeq and is a predicted model, not a curated record. The transcript has 10 exons. Gene Ontology annotation, cellular component: membrane.